Molecule: messenger RNA, 9248 nt
Organism: Engraulis encrasicolus (European anchovy)
Lineage: Eukaryota; Metazoa; Chordata; Actinopteri; Clupeiformes; Engraulidae
Gene: ncor1
Product: nuclear receptor corepressor 1
Exons: 50
Coding region: 396-8036 (2546 amino acids)
Biological process (GO): negative regulation of transcription by RNA polymerase II
Cellular component (GO): chromatin
Molecular function (GO): transcription corepressor activity; nuclear thyroid hormone receptor binding
Source: RefSeq, a predicted model, not a curated record
GAACACAAAGGCUUCGGUUUUGUUUCAAAAUCAUUUGCGGUAUAUAUUCAACGACAAAUCGUUCAUAAAAGUGAAUCGUAACGCUUUCCAAAGAUCAGAACAAAAUUCAGUUUGCCUAAUAUACGCAAGGGCAAUACACGUAGUACUUCUAGGAUAAAUACAAUGUUGAAGUGUGCUGCAGCCUGUAGCCUGCAACAUUCGAUUAGUCCGUCAUCCGCGGAGUAACCAUCACCUCUCCGACUUUAUAAACAAGUGUACAUCUAGUUUUGUGUGGGAGGUUUAUACAGAAGUAUGUGGUGGUUUGGGUUCUCAGUCAUGCCCCAGCUGAGACCGUGAGCGGAGCCUCAGUACCCUGCCCUGGGCCCAGGCCUGCGUUGGCACCGGCCCAACCAGCCAUGUCCAGCUCAGGAUACCCCCCCAGCCAGGGGGCCUUCAGCAGCGAGCAGAGCCGCUACCCUCCACACUCUGUCCAGUACACCUUCAGCACAGCACGUCAUCAGCCGGAAUUCACCGUCCCAGACUACCGGACACACAUUCAGGAUCAGCAGCAAGGUCGACGCAGGCCCUCUCUGCUCUCAGAGUUCCACCCAGGCACUGAGAGGCCCCCUGAGAGGCGCCAUGGCUAUGAGCCGUCGUUUGUGUCGUCCGUCAGCGCGCAGGUGGAGCAUGAGGCCCUGGACGCCAAGCGGCCGCGUCUGGACGGGGCGUCCGAAGGCCACUUCCCCCGCGCCUCACCAGGAGCCAUCGUCCUGCCCCUGCCGCACGUCAUGCAGGACGGACUCAGGCCCCUCGCCGGAGACAUCAAAAAGGAGACGCAGUUGAAUGUCAAGGCAGAGGCGUCAUCCCCGGGGGGAGCAGGGCAGCAGGCGGCGGAGGAGCAGGAUGCAUCUCCCUCCAAGCUGUCCAAGGAGGAGCUGAUCCAGAGCAUGGACCGUGUGGACCGGGAGAUCGCCAAGGUGGAGCAGCAGAUCUUCAAGCUCAAAAAGAAACAGCAACAACUGGAGCAGGAAGCUGCCAAGCCAGUGGAGCCGGAAAAGCCAGUGUCCCCCACGCCCGUGGAGCACAAACACCGUAGCAUCGUCCAGAUCAUCUACGAUGAGAAUCGGAAAAAAGCAGAGGAGGCCCACAAGAUAUUAGAAGGCCUCGGUCCCAAGGUAGAGCUGCCCCUAUACAACCAGCCAUCAGAUACUAAAGUUUACCACGACAACAUAAAGACUAACCAACUGAUGAGAAAGAAGCUCAUACUGUUUUUCAAGAGGAGAAACCAUGCUCGUAAACAAAGGGAACAGAAGAUCUGCCAGCGCUAUGAUCAGUUGAUGGAGGCCUGGGAGAAGAAGGUGGAGCGCAUGGAGAACAACCCGCGCCGCAAGGCCAAGGAGAGCCGCACACGGGAGUACUAUGAGAGGCAGUUCCCCGAGAUACGCAAGCAGCGGGAGCAGCAGGAGCGCUUUCAGCGGGUGGGCCAAAGAGGAACGGGUCUCUCGGCGACUAUUGCGAGAAGUGAGCAUGAGAUCUCGGAGAUCAUCGAUGGUCUAUCGGAACAGGAGAACAAUGAGAAGCAGAUGCGUCAGCUGUCUGUCAUCCCACCCAUGAUGUACGACUCGGAGCAGCGCCGCGUCAAGUUCAUCAACAUGAAUGGCCUGAUGGAGGACCCCAUGAUCGUCUACAAGUCGCGGCAGUUCAUGAACGUCUGGACAGAACACGAGAAGGAGAUAUUCAAGGAUAAGUUUGUGCAGCACCCAAAGAACUUUGGCCUUAUUGCUUCCUAUCUGGAAAGAAAGUGUGUGGCAGACUGUGUGCUUUACUAUUACUUGACCAAGAAGAACCAGAACUACAAGACUCUGGUGAGGCGCAACCACAGGCGGCGUGGCAGGAAUCAGAUAACGAGGCCCUCGCAAGAAGACAAAUCGGACGAUAAGAACGAAGAGGACAAAUCGGAGAACUCUGAGAAAAAAGAAGAGGAGGAGAGAAAGGAAGAGGAGGAGAAAGAUGAAAAGGAGGAAUCCAAGGACCUUGGCAAAGACAAAGACAAGUGUGACGGCGGGGAGGACGAGGACGGCAAGGAGCAGAACACACCGCGCGGCCGCAAGACGGCCAACAGCCAAGGGCGCCGCAAGGGCAGGAUCACCACGCGGUCAAUGACGACGACCAACGAGACCACCGUCGGAGGGGCCGAGGAAGUGCCCCCACCCCCUCCUGAGCCAAGUUUGCCUGAGCCAGUCCAGCCUCCCAAACCUGAGCUUGGUCCGAAGCCACCACGGGAACCUGCCAAGUCCACCACUCCAGUGCCCAUGGAUAGAGUCUCUCUCUGGCUGACGCUGACUGCUGCUUCUGCUCUCGGUGAUUCUGCAGGAGCUGUCGAGAGCGGGGAGACGUCUCGCUGGACCGAGGAGGAGAUGGAAAUAGCCAAAAAAGGUUUGGUUGAGCACGGCCGAAACUGGUCGGCUAUCGCCAAAAUGGUGGGCACCAAGAGCGAGGCUCAGUGCAAGAACUUCUACUUCAACUACAAGAGAAGGCACAACCUGGAGGAGCUGCUUCAGCAGCACAAGCAGGUGAGAAAGGAGGCGAGGCGGGCCCGGGCGGAACGGGACGUGUCUCAGAGCGAGAGUCUAGCCUCCACUGCCUCCGCCGCCGAUGAUGACUACGAGGACGACAACCCAGAAGACAGUGACGGCCCAGACAACAGCUCCGACACAGAAAGCGCUCCCUCCCCGUCUCAGCCCGAGCCCAAAGCCGACGGCAUCAGAAUGGCGGCCCACAGGGACGAGGACUCGGCCGGAGCUGCAUCCACCUCUGCAGCCGAUCACGACAGCGCCAAGGGUGGCCAGGACGGCCCGUUGGACGAGCUGCGGGUGAAAAUGGAGAAGAGUCCAGAGGAGGGCGGUGGCAUUGCUCCCGGUUCUGGUGAGCCGGGCUCAUUGCUGGAUGACCGUGCCCGUGCAGCAGCAGGCAUGGGCGGUUGCUACGACAGCCAGGUGCGCACCAAGAGCGAACCACAGGACAUGGAGAUGAGCAGCGGGGACGUGCAGGUCAAAAUGGAGCCUGAGGCCAAGCACAGCGAGCAAGCAGUCCACCAGAGGGACAGGGACAGGGAUCGGGAUCACAUGCACUCGGACAACGACUCCAGCGCCACCUGCAGUGCGGACGAGACGGAGACGGAGCCCAGGCUCAGCGGAGACCCCUCAAGGAUGUAUGAGAAGCCAAUGCUGUUCAACCCGGCAGGCUCAGUGCUGGUGCCGCCGGGCAAGCAGGCCCCCCUCAGCAUGAAUGUGCAGCAGCUGCAGGAGCGUGCCGCCGCCAUCCCGGACAUGGUGGGUGCCCUUAACAGCAGCGGAGGCAGAGGCAGCAGCCUGUCAGUGCCCCACUCCCUUGCCAUCGCGUACGCUGAGCGGCUGGGAGGGGCCAGGUUCAGGGGGCAGGGCAUGUCGUAUAUACCGGUAAACCUCCAUCCCCACCAAGUUCCGUUUGCUGCACUGGGCGGCUUGAGCGGCUUCGCCAUGUUCCAGCAGCAGAUAAAGGCUGUGCACGAGUCGGCCCACCAAGAGGACAAGCAGCGGCAGGACCAGGCCGACAUGGACCGCCGGCCACGCUUCGCCGCACGCAGCCCCACCGUACUCGACCGGGAAGGCAAGCCAUUCUCGUACAUGCCUUACGAAGUGAAGAUGUCUAUGGAUCAGGAGGGCCAUGGCGGUGCGGGGGGACCGGGCAGCACUCCUUACCGCCUCUCCCCCAGGGAGCCGGGCAGCAAGGCCUCGCCACAGCCGGAGUCAGGGCGCUACAGUGUGCCACCUGUUCUCCACCCGGCACCCAAUCAGAUCGUCCAGAACCUCCCGGACGGAGUCCGCAUGGCGUUCCCGCGACACCGGCCGCCCAACAUUCCAUCUCCUCCUCCACUCAUUCCCACCUCCAAGCCCACGGACAAGCACGCCUUCUUCCAGGGGGGUUCCAUAUCCCAGGGAACGCCUGGCACGUACCUCCCUUCUCACAACCACCCAGGUUCCAUAUCCCUGGGACUGCCAAGACAGCAGGACCCUGGCAAGCCAGUGUCCUAUAUAAAGCAGGAGGACUGUUCUCCACGUGGCCAGAGCUCCCAAGGCGAGGGUCUUCACUCUAGAGCUCAGUACGACGGAGUUGUCAGAGGCACCCCGAUGUCAGCCAUUCAGGAUGUCAGUAUGGCAAGAAGUUCCUCUACCAAGCCCACGGAGAGCAUCGCUUACAGAGGAGGCUCCAUCACACAGGGCACACCGGCGUUGCCUCAGACCAGCAUAGCGGCAGACCACCUUCUGAAGAACACCAUCACCAAGCUGGCCACAGAGGAUCUGAGCAGUUCAGAGAAGAGCAGGGCGGAGGCCAUGGCCAAGGGGGGCCACGUCAUCUACGAGGGCAAACAGGGCCACAUCCUCUCCUAUGAUGCCAUUAAGAACCCCAGGGAGGGUACGAGGAGUCCCAGGACGGGCCACGACCUGAAGCGCUCCUAUGAAAUGAUGGAGGGGGCCAGAGCACAUCCCGGGAGGGAUGGCAUACCAUAUGAAGGACUAAUAAGCAGGACCCUUCCCAGAGAUGGGCCUCACCCAGAGUCUAAGGACCGAACAGUGGUCACAGGGUCCAUCAUGCAUGGCACGCCUCGGCCAUCGGUGGAGGCCUAUGAGGAGAGUAUGAAGUACGGCAAGCAGAUCAAGACAGAGAGCCCGCCCAUCCGCACCUUUGAUGGGGGCAUCAGCAAAGGCAAGCCCUACGAGGGGGUGAACACCAUCAAGGAGAUGGGCCGCUCCAUCCACGAGAUCCCCCGCCAGGAGCUGCAGGGCCAGGACAGCCGCAAGACACCCGGCCUGGAGGGGGCCGUCAACCAGCAGUCGGCCAUCAAGCACAAUGUGAAGUCGCUCCUAACCAGCCCCAGCAAGCUGCCCCUGGCACAGCUGGAGGCCAUGGAGAGGGAACGGGAACGAGAGCGAGAGAGGGCCAAGUACGAGGAGGCCAAGUCCUCCAGUGAGCGCGUGCGACACACCGUGGUGGCCAACACAGUGCUGCGAUCCACCCACCAGGAGGGCGGCAAGGCCCAGGUGAGCCCUGUGAUGUUCGAGGAUGCCAACGCCCGCCGCACCCCCGUCUCCUACGGCAGCCCCAUGUCCAGGGCCUCUCCACUGCUUGUCAGGGGACAGGAAGGUAGUAUCUCAUCCGGGAAGCCGGUGUCUCUUGAACGGAAGAGCGCGCUCUCCGCCCCGAGCGGCCUGGACAGUGCUCCCGCCAAGUCUCCUGUGUUGGCCGGCGCCGACCCCAUGGCUGUUGCCUCACACUUCGACCCCCACCACCGCCCUGUCAUGCCCGGAGAGGUGUACCGACCCCCGCACCUGCCCCCCCACCUGGACCCCAACCUUGUUUUCCACCCAGCGUACAUAUUCCCGCGGCAACCAUCUCCCACAGGCUACCACAACACGUACCAGCUGUACACCAUGGAGAACACGAGGCAGACCAUCCUGAACGACUACAUCACCUCGCAGCAGAUGCCCAUGGCACGUGUGGUCUCGCCCCGCGAACACCAGAUCCCUAUAGCAUACCAUCCCGGACCACGAGGUAUAAUUGAUCUAGCCCAGAUGCCCCGAGCUCCUAUCCUGUUGUCUGACCGCCUCACCUACCUCCCUGGAGCUCAGCCCCCUUUCUCUCCUAGUGCUUUCAACCAAGCCUCCAUGCCUGCAGGAGGUGCAGAGCGGGAGAGGGAGCGUGACCGUGAUCGUGAACGUGAACGCGAACGCGAGCAGCGGGAACGAGAGAAAGAACGCGACAAGGAGCAGCGGGAACGCGAGCAGAGGGAGCGGGAGCGGGAGAGGGAGAGAGAACGAGAGCGCUCGGCCACAGCCAACGACUACAUUCGCGGAGGUCCUGAGCGUCCGGGUAGCAGGCCUGGUAGCAAUAGUUACCUGCGCUCCCCUUCGCCCUCCGUGAGGGCCCAAGAGGGGGCCAACCAGCAACGGCCCAGCAUUUUCCAGGGCGGCAAGAGCGUCAUAACCCCCCUCGUCCCCAUGGGUUCGUCUGCAGCCGCUGCCCAGUCUUCUCGCUACAAUACGGCGGCUGGGGCCCUGGCUGCUCUGGUGGACGCGGCUGCCUCCGCCCCUCAGAUGGACGUAGCAGCAGCCAAGAGCACGCGUGAUGAAGACACCGGCCGCUCCUCCUCCGCAGCCUUCGUCGAGCAGCAGGAGGCAGAGCGCCGCUCCAUGCACUCGCCGUACGGGGUCAAGGGCCACCCUGGUGGUGGUUACACUGAGGCAGCAGCAGGGCUGGUGGGCGGCCAGGGCAAGGAGAAAAACCUGCCCACCAAGUCGCGCAUUGAGGAGGAGUUGAGGACACGAGGCAAGACCACCAUCACCGCCGCCAACUUCAUCGACCACAUCAUCACACGCCAGAUCGCCUCCGACAAGGACGCCCGCGAGAGAGGCUCCCAGAGCUCGGACUCCUCUGGCAGCUUGUCCAGUCGGUAUGAUGCCCACUCAGGAGGAGCCAUUGAGGUGAUCAGCCCCGUCAGCUCCCCAGCACAAAGCCAGGAGAAGCCUGAGAGCACCUUCCCAACAGAGAAGCCUCCUCAGCCACCCUCAGGUGGCAUGAGGGCGUAUGAUAUGAGCCGCUACCGGCAGCCCGUCGAGCGCGACCCAGCACCCCCUCCCCAGCAGCAGCCCACCGCCCAGACGCACCGCGUCAUGACCCUGGCAGACCACAUCUCGCAAAUCAUUACGCGGGACUUUGCCCUUAACCAGGAGCGCAGUCCUGCAGCGCCACCCUCCAUUCCCCCGGCCUCUUCAUCCUCCUCAUCCUCCUCCUCAGCGCCAGCCACAUUCCAGGGCGGCUCGGCUCAACAUGUGCCUGGUUCGGGUUCUAGUUCUGGUUCCGGCUCGGGCCGCCCCAAAGUGCCGAGCAACUACAGCCCGCCAGAGAAUGCAUUGCCUAGCAACCCCAACCCCCUUCACCAGCGGCCGGCCAAUCGUGUGUCACCGGAGAACGCUGCCCCCCAAGAAAAGCCCAGAGCCAGGUGGGCCGCCUAUAGCAGGCCAGGUAAAUCCCCAGAGCGAGUAGGCAGGCCACUGGAGGGCUACGAGCCCAUCUCUCCCCCUCAGAGCUACCCAGGCAUGGACAAGCAAGAGGCCUCCGCCAGCCUAAUGCAGAGCCAGAGGAGAGAGCCUGACAUGUCUGAGCAGAGGAUGGACUCGCGCUCUCCUGGCAGCGGCAGCUACCAGCCCUCCUUCUUCGCCAAGCUGGAGAACACUUCCCCCAUGGUGCAAUUCAAGAAGCAGGAGAUCUUUCGCAAGAAGGGCGCUGGGGAUUCUGACGUCGGUACUGCACAACCAGGCACAGAGAUCUUCAACUUGCCCGCAGUAACCAGUUCAAGCACAGUGAACCCCAGGAACCACUCCUUCAGUGACCCAGCCAGCAAUCUGGGUCUGGAAGACAUCAUUCGCAAGGCUCUGAUGAGCAACAUGGAGGAGCGGCCAGAGGAGUCGCCACAGCCACAGCCCCCCCACCCCCGGGCACCCACACCCAGCAACCCCAGCAGCAUGGCACUCAGCGAGGGCCGACAGGAGACCAACCCCUCCCCCAAUAUGGGGAAACAGAAGCUGCCACAGGGGAAGUCUAACAGCAGCAGCAGCCGCAAGUCCAAAUCCCCCAACCCCGGGCAGGCCUUCUCCGGCGGGGAGCGGCCGUCUUCAGUUUCCUCCGUCCACUCUGAGGGAGACUACCACCGCCAGCCCCCCAGCUGGGCCUGGGAGGACCGGCCCUCCUCCACAGGAUCCAUGCAGUUCCCGUACAACCCGCUGACCAUGCGAAUGCUGAGCAGCACACCGCCCACCUCCAUGGCCUCACCCUCCCUGCAGUCCCAGCAGCAGCCACCACAGGCACCCCCGCCCUCGUCUGCUGCGUCCGGGCCCGGUGGAGCAGGAGGAGUUGGUGGUGGUGGUGGAGGUGGUCCCGGGACCCCGGGUAGCCGUGUGUGGGAGCGCGAGCCUCUGCUUUCGGAGCAGUAUGAGACCCUGUCGGAUUGUGAUGACUGAAUGCCUCCGCUGCGCCACUUGCUGCUUUUGCCAGAGACCAACCACGUUAAAAAGCCCCCCCAACACAUGGACAACCCUCACAAUGAACAUAUUUUUGAAUAUGAAAUUAAAAUGAUAUAAAAAGACACCCGGAGACCCCUGGACUUGGCUUGCCCUCGCUUCUGGGGGUGCUGAGGGAACAGCGGCCGCCCCCGUCUCUCCCCUCCCCCCCAACGACUAAGCGAUUCCCUGCGUGGGGUUUCCGACUGGCACGGCCCUGGCCCUGGCUUUGGCCUCUGGCCCUGGCCCUGGCCCACAAUAUUGCCUUGCUCUGAGGUUCUCUGUCUCAGCAGUGAGGCAGAGGAGUGUGGGGAGGGAGCGGCCUGCUUCAUGGCUGGCGGACUGGAUGGCUGGUCGGUUGAUUGGCUGGGGUGGCUCUGCUCUGCUCUGCUGGUGCUCCAGAGCCCCCUGCUGGAACCAGCCAGUUGAAUGAACUUUGGGGCAGCAGAACUCCAGACACCUUGGAAUGUUGCCAUGGUGACAAGUAUGUUUGGAGCGUUUUUCUUUUUUUUCUUUCCUUUUUUUGUCUCUUCAUUUUUUUUCUUCUCUUUUGUUUGUUGUUGUUGUGGAGAGACUUAACCAUGUCACCUGGCCAGGGGAAGAAGGCAGCUUAGACUUGUGUUGACAGAGGUAUUUUUCCUUAUUUUUUUUCCUUUCCUCUUCUCUUUUUAGCUUUUAGUUCAUAUUGCCCAGCCCAGCCUCUCUAUCUUUUGCUGUUUCAAAACAGAAAUCUGAUUUUUCUCUUUUUUUGUAAUUGGUCUGUCCCUUUAGAGACAGAAAUUACCAAACUAAUGGCACCUCUGCACCAUUGUUGCACUUUUUUUGCUUUGUAAGCUUUGACAGACAUAAAGGCAUACUACCUAUUAUAAGUUAUUCAAGCAAACCCCCAGGAUUUUAUUGAGGGGGGAAGCGGAGAGUUCUUAAAUUGAUUUCAUCAAGUCUGUGUCACCCCUCCGGACGUCUGGGUUCCAGUUCAUCUUCUCCGCUCGAUGAUGUCAUCGCAUUCUAUUUCCUUCUUAGAGUAUAGCGCACCUCUGUCAUGCGAGUGGCUUUCAAUACCAUUCUUUUUUUUUGUUUUGUUUUGUUUAAUUUUUUGUUUUUUAGUCUCUUCAUGGCCAGAGGAAAGCUAAUUCUGAUUUGUCAUUUACGUUAAUAAAAACUCAUUGUCUCGCU